This is a messenger RNA of Juglans regia (Persian walnut), 2252 nucleotides long. RefSeq names its product histone deacetylase 19-like. The record is from RefSeq and is a predicted model, not a curated record. The transcript has 8 exons. Lineage: Eukaryota; Viridiplantae; Streptophyta; Magnoliopsida; Fagales; Juglandaceae. Gene Ontology annotation, molecular function: histone deacetylase activity. The coding region runs from base 315 to 1808 and encodes 497 amino acids.
GACCUAAGGCCUCGAAAGCUUUUAGGAUUAAUAAACAGAGCAAAGCGGUUUUUUACAAUUUUGUGUAGAAUAUUGGAACAAAUGGGAGAACACCAUUUUUCCUUCUUCUGAAGCAUCGGUAGUGGCUGACUGGUACCAUUUUUCCUUCUUCUGAAGCAUCGGUAGUGGCUGACUGGUCUAUUCAGUAAAGAAGGCGAGUCACAGCUAUUUUUUCCUUCAGGUAUUCAGGCCAGUUUUUCAAGGAAAUCCUCUUUCGGGUUGUUGACACAUAGGAGAUCAGUUGGGAUAUAUAUUAGAAGAGAACUUUCAAUAAUAUGGAUACUGGAGGCAAUUCCCUACCAUCUGGACCAGAUGGGGUGAAGAGAAAAGUGUGUUAUUUCUACGACCCAGAGGUUGGGAAUUACUAUUAUGGGCAGGGUCAUCCUAUGAAGCCCCAUCGUAUCCGAAUGACGCAUGCUCUUCUUGCCCACUAUGGAUUGCUUCAGCACAUGCAGGUCCUCAAGCCCUUUCCUGCAAGAGAUCGGGACCUCUGCCGCUUCCAUGCCGAUGAUUAUGUAGCAUUCCUCAGGAGUAUUACACCUGAAACGCAGCAGGAUCAGCUGAGGCAACUCAAGCGCUUCAAUGUUGGCGAAGAUUGCCCUGUUUUUGAUGGUCUCUACUCCUUCUGUCAAACGUAUGCUGGUGGUUCGGUUGGUGGUGCAGUCAAGUUAAAUCAUGGUCUCUGCGAUACUGCCGUAAACUGGGCCGGUGGGCUGCAUCAUGCUAAGAAGUGCGAAGCUUCUGGGUUUUGCUAUGUGAAUGAUAUUGUCCUGGCAAUUUUGGAGCUUCUUAAAAAGCACGAGCGUGUUUUAUAUGUGGACAUCGAUAUCCAUCAUGGAGAUGGUGUUGAGGAGGCAUUUUACACAACUGACAGAGUCAUGACUGUUUCAUUUCAUAAAUUUGGAGAUUAUUUUCCUGGCACCGGGGACAUACGUGAUAUCGGAUAUAGCAAAGGGAAAUACUACUCUCUUAAUGUUCCACUGGAUGAUGGCAUUGAUGACGAGAGCUAUCAUUUCUUGUUCAAGCCUAUAAUUGGGAAGGUGAUGGAAGUUUUUAGGCCUGGCGCCGUGGUUCUCCAGUGCGGUGCUGACUCUUUAUCUGGGGACAGAUUAGGAUGCUUCAAUCUUUCUAUCAAAGGCCAUGCAGAGUGUGUCAGAUUUAUGAGGUCAUUCAAUGUCCCGCUAUUGCUUCUGGGUGGUGGUGGUUAUACGAUCCGGAAUGUUGCUCGGUGCUGGUGCUAUGAGACAGGGGUUGCGCUUGGGGUGGAAGUUGACGACAAGAUGCCACAGCAUGAGUAUUAUGAGUAUUUCGGACCAGAUUACACCCUUCAUGUUGCCCCAAGUAACAUGGAAAAUAAGAAUUCACACCAAUUAUUGGAUGAAAUACGGUCUGAGCUUCUUGAUAAUCUCUCAAAGCUUCAGCAUGCACCCAGUGUCCAAUUUCAAGAAAGACCUCCUGAUACUGAAAUUCCAGAGGCAGAUGAAGAUCAAGAGGACAGAGAUGAGAGAUGGGAUGCAGAUUCUGAUGUGGAGGUUGAUGAUGGGCGAAAGCCUUUGUCCGGCAGAUUGAAGAGGGAUAUAGUUGAACCCGAGCUCAAAGAUUUGGAGGAUCAAAAAGGAAAUGCAGAGCACACCAAAGGAUUCGAUACGGGAGCAGAAGAGACUACAUGCACUAAGGCGGUAGAUAUGGAUUCUAUGCUUGUUGAUGAACCUAAUGUGAAAGUUGAACAAGAUAAUCUGAAUAAGCAAGCGAAUGAAAAGCACCCUUAGUUUUAUUCACCAAAACCGCACUGGCUCCACUUGUUUGCAGCGCAUACCUUCAAUUGCAUUUCGUGUGGGCCAUGCAGACCUCAACUGUGGACUAGUGCAAACAUGGACACUAGCACGAAAAUCUUAAUUCUUUUUUCUGUCAAAUGCUGAAACUACAUGUUGGCACUUCAAAAAAAAAGACUAAUCCGACAAGUUCGUAGCAUAGCCAUCAACUGAAGAAAUAACCUGUAUUUUAUGGAUCUACUGACCACAAUCUGGGCACUUCAUAUUUACACGAGCUAAGCUGAUUAAAAAGCCCUGUGCAUUGAAAUAUCAGAGGCCAGUAUCAGGGUGACCUGCACUUUGGAAUUUUGGUCAUUCUUGGCCCAAAUCAAAACCAUCCCAAUAUCCUUGAAAGAGUACAUCUUGCUAUUAUUUUCCUUUCAUGGAUUUUGCAAGUAUCCA